Cucumis sativus (cucumber) is the source of this 1963-nucleotide messenger RNA. RefSeq names its product (R)-mandelonitrile lyase 3. The record is from RefSeq and is a predicted model, not a curated record. Gene Ontology annotation, molecular function: flavin adenine dinucleotide binding; oxidoreductase activity, acting on CH-OH group of donors. Lineage: Eukaryota; Viridiplantae; Streptophyta; Magnoliopsida; Cucurbitales; Cucurbitaceae. The transcript is spliced from 4 exons. Bases 67 to 1686 code for a protein of 539 amino acids.
ACAGUUUGCAAAUUAGAAAGGAACAAAGAAGUACCCCCACAUAUUCAUCUACAUCUUUGAAUAAGCAUGGAGUAUUCAAUAGCAACCUUUCUCCCUCUCAUCCUAAUCUCUAUUGAAUUUCUCUCUUCACAUGCUAUCCCUAAUCAAGAUAUUAGCUACAUGAAAUUUGUACACAAUGCCAAUGAUCAACCAAUACAAGAAAAAUAUGACUACAUAGUAAUAGGAGGAGGAACAACAGGCUGUCCAUUAGCUACAACAUUAUCAUCAAAAUUCUCAGUCCUCCUUCUUGAAAGAGGUAGUGACCCCAACACAUAUCCUUUUGUGUUGAAUGAAGAAACUCUAUCCUACACUUUUAUUCUAGACGAUGAUGGCCAAAAUCCCAUCCAACGCUUUGUCUCUGAGGAUGGUGUGGAGAACAUACGAGGGCGAGUUCUUGGCGGCGGAAGCAUGGUCAACGCCGGGUUCUACUCGAGGGGACAUCAAGAGUUUUUUGAAACUGCAGGUGUGGAUUGGGACAUGGAAUUGGUUGAGAAGGCUUACGAAUGGGUUGAAGAAACUUUGGUGUCUAGGCCAAAUUUAACUGCAUGGCAAGCUGCUUUUAGAAAUACUUUGUUGGAAGGUGGUGUUGUCCCUGAUAAUGGGUUUGAUUUAAGGCAUCUUGUGGGUACUAAAAUUGGAGGUUCAAUCUUUGAUAACAAAGGAAAUAGACAUGGAGCUGUAGAGCUUCUCAAUAAGGCUAAUCCUAAAAAUCUUAAGGUUGUCAUUCAAGCCACAGUUCAAAGAAUCAUCUUCAAAGGUUUAUCAGCAGUUGGAGUUUUAUAUUCAGAUUCAAAAGGAAAGUUACACACGGCAUUAAUUCAUAAAAAAGGAGAAAUAUUUUUAAGUGCAGGAGCUAUUGGAAGUCCUCAACUUCUCCUUUUAAGUGGGAUUGGCCCAAAAUCUUAUCUUUCAUCUUUAAAACUACAUCUCGUUCACCACCAACCACAUGUGGGUCAAUACAUGACCGACAAUCCCCGUUUUAGUCGUUCUAUUAUUUUUCCAUUCCAGUUACUUGCUUCAACAGCGCAAGUUGUUGGAACAUUAGAAAAAAACAUCCAUUUACAAUCAUUGGCCAGCCCUUUACCAUUUUUCCCUUUACCAUCUUAUGGUCUUCUUCCUCCUCAAUCCACUUCCAUCACUUCAAGCUUAGUUAUUAUUGUAGGUAAAUUUUCUAAUGUUAGUUCUAAAGGAUGGCUUCAUUUGAAUAAUUCUUCCACUGAUGCGAAGGAGAAUCCUAUUGUUAGAUUCAAUUAUUAUUCACAGCAUGGUGAUAUUAGUAGAUGUGUUAGUGGAGUGAGGAAAGUGGAGGAUUUGCUUAAGACACAAACUAUGGAAAGGAUUAAGACACAAGAUUUGGAGGGUAAUAAAGGAUUUCAAUUUAUGGAACUUCCAAUGCCUGAAAAUUUGUGGAAUGAUAGCUCUGUUGAAGAGUAUUGCAAAAAUACGGUGGCUACUUAUUGGCAUUAUCAUGGAGGAUGUUUGGUUGGAAAAGUUGUGGAUGAUAAUUAUAAAGUGAUUGGAAUUAAAAAUUUGCGUGUUGUUGAUGGCUCCACUUUCUCCGACUCGCCGGGAACUAAUCCUAUGGCCACCCUUAUGAUGUUAGGCCGAUAUGUUGGCCUUAAAGUACUGCAACAAAGAUCAAGUUAAAAGUGUAAAUCAAGAUAAAUGAUGAGAGAUUUAAAUCAGGGACUUUUAAUUUAAUUUCCUUACUAACAUAUUGUGCAUGCAUCUUAUUUUUAUCAUUUUUCACUACUAUAUGUCUUUGUUUAGAUGAUAUAAGGUUCAAUUUACUUUUACCCAUAUGCUUAAAUGGUUGGGUCCAAUCAUUUAUCAUUGCUAUUGGAGAAUAUGGUCCUGAAUCCUUGCCUGUUUCAGUCAAUAACCAUUUAAGAUGUUUAAUAAAUGUUCUUUUUCGUUUACAUUA